This is a messenger RNA of Onthophagus taurus, 1363 nucleotides long. RefSeq lists its product as uncharacterized. The record is from RefSeq and is a predicted model, not a curated record. NCBI's taxonomy places the organism in Eukaryota, Metazoa, Arthropoda, Insecta, Coleoptera, Scarabaeidae.
CUUUGACAAUUUCACGUCAAAGUGAAAGUAAACAAAGUUAUUUAUCAUUCUUGUAAAACGAUUCCGUCCUUAAAAAGCAUUUAAUUACCCUCCAUAUAAACACGUUAAGUGCUGUAUAAUUGAAUAAACGAUGUGAUUAGCACUGUAAACUCCACGAUAGUGAUAACAUUCGAUAAUGACCGAGUAAGUUCCUUUUAAAUUCUUCGAAAUAAGAAAAUGUCUCCUGAAAUGAACGGUAAUAAUCCGCCUACGAUUGCUGAAAGGAAAAAGAAAAAACGUGAUAAAAAGCAUUCCUCAACUUCGGGUAUCGACGAAUGUAACGUUCCACCAUGCAACGGAUAUGGUAAUAUAAAUUCGUAUCCUAACCUCAAUCAAGAAGGUUCAUUUUAUCAUCACCAAUCUUUUUUUAACUAUCCUACAUCAACUGAACCAAUGUCCCUUCCAAUUUAUCCAUCUAAUUUUCCCACUUAUUCGUUUCCAUCCAAUCCGAAUUUAUCUUAUCCAGGAAGUUUUUUGAAUAAACCCAAUUUUCCCCAAGCUUUUCCAUCUUAUUCCUUUGAUUCAAACGAUUAUCUAUCCUUACCUUUGGUUAACAUGAACCAAAAUGAAACUGAUAAACGUCGGUUUUCUGAUCCUGGGCCUAAUGAUAGCGAUUCCAGCUCAACUUCCAUCGAUAACAGAGUCAUACAAAAAUUGACACAACAAAUUAAUGUUUUAAAAGAAGCCAAUAAAAAUUUAAGCAGAGAAUUGAAUGAUGUUAAAAUUGAAAUUAAUUUGUUAAAGCAACAACAAAAUAAUAAGCACUACGAAAGAGAUUAUGAACCGGGAAUGAUUGCUGAGUUUAUUAGGGACUUAAGGGAGGCUGCUCGUGUUCGAGAAGAUGCUUUAAUUGCACGUGUUAAGCAUAUGAUUGAAGAAAAGCAACUAAGUAUGAAUCAAUUUCAAGUUGCUACUGAAAAAUCCAGAAACAACGAUCGACUUUCAAAAUUAGAGGAACAAAUCAAAAAUCUUAGUAUAUCUCAGAGUAAUAGGUCUGAAGAUGGAAUAUCUUUACCAUCAUCAUCAACAAUUGAAGAUACAACAUCUUCAGCUCAUCAAGUUAUCGAGUUAGAACGUGAAGCUCUUCAAUUACGCCGAGAACUUCAAGAUGCUCGUGCAAAGAAAGAAGAAUCAGAACAAAAAUUGCAACAGCUGGAUAAAAAACUGUCGCAUUUGCUAAGGAGGAAAGAAAUAGGGUCUUACGAAACGAUUUCGGACGAUUGCAAAACGUCUACUUGCGACACAUUUUCAACUACCGGAAGCGCUUCCAUAGGACCACAAAGGGUUACUUUAUCUGGACCAGUUACUGACUUGUAAAAAAAAA